GUAAAAGAAAACCGGUUGCCCCUACAUGUCCGUCCGUGAGAGAGUAUCCCAGGUAGCCGGCAUUAUGGAACCAGGCUGGAAAUCUCCAAACGAAUUGCCUUGGGAUCCAGACAAUACCAAAUUCCCUACCCGCAAAAAUCUGCCCGAUAUCCCCGGAGCUCCCAAGGGUGCUGCCUGGGUUUGGGGUAAAGAUGAUAGCAUUGGGAGAUUGAAUCUGCUCACUCCGGCUCGUGUCAAGGCCGCUGCUACUGAGAUCAAAACUGGACAACUUGUUCCUCUAGAUUUGCCCUUCAAUGUUCCAGAGACUCCAGGCUUUGCCCGAGAGAAGUUCGUGCAUACUAUCAAGACGAUUGUUGAAGGAAUCGCCUACGAUGAUAUAUAUGAAUUUAAUACCCAGUGUGGAACGCAGUGGGAUGGAUUUCGACACUUUGCUCAUCUGGCCUCUGCCAAAUUUUAUAACGGCAUAAAAGGGGAAGACAUAGUAGGCCCAAAUGCCAACAAUAAAUGCAGUAUUCAUCACUGGGCCGAGCACGGCAUUGCUGGUCGAGGAGUCCUACUCGAUUAUAGAUCCUAUGCAAAAGCCAACGGGAUUGACUACGACCCUUAUAGCGCACAUGCCAUUACAUACGAAGACUUAGUCAAGUGUGGGAGAGCCCAAGGCAUCGAUAUCCGACCAGAAGCCCAAGGCGGAGAUAUAAAAGUUGGCGAUAUCCUACUGAUCCGAUCAGGAUGGGUUGAAAGCUACCACGAACGCAGCCCGGAGGAGCGCAAGGAUCUUGCUCUCAGGCCACACUCAGCCGGACCUGACGAUGGACAAAAGUAUGCUGGUGUUGCACAAGAAGAUGAUAUGCUCGACUGGCUGCAUGAUUGUUACUUUGCGGCUGUUGCUGGAGAUGCACCGGCCUUUGAGCGCUGGCCAACCCCCGUAUCGUACUAUCUGCAUGAAUACAUCCUUGCCCUGUGGGGGAUGCCACUUGGUGAGAUGUGGGAUCUCGAGAGGCUUGCGAAGAAAUGCCGUGAGACAGGCCGUUGGUUUUUCUUCUUGACAAGUGCGCCGUUCAACGUCCUAGGUGAGUUACACGCAAAAUUUUAUGUACUUCUUUUUACCUCUAGAAUAAUUCCUCCAGGCUAA
This is a messenger RNA of Trichophyton rubrum CBS 118892, 1132 nucleotides long. RefSeq lists its product as uncharacterized. The coding region runs from base 26 to 1132 and encodes 368 amino acids. The transcript has 5 exons. Gene Ontology annotation, molecular function: arylformamidase activity. NCBI's taxonomy places the organism in Eukaryota, Fungi, Ascomycota, Eurotiomycetes, Onygenales, Arthrodermataceae. The record is from RefSeq and is a predicted model, not a curated record.